AUGGCAUACCCGUCUCCUGAACCCGAAGACACCAGACCAGAAGAACACCAUACACGCGUUAUCCUACUCCCUAUCUCCACAUCAGCCGUGGAAUCUUUGAGACUCCCUGGAAAUCGAGAUUUUGUUGGACCGAUUCCAUUAACCGGGCUGCCCAUUGACCCAUCAGUCACACGUGGGAAAGAUAAAGUGCUCGCAUUCCGGCUAUACGAAAAUCUAGAUCGUCCAUACUUCGUCAUCGGAAGUGAUAAAUCGUGCCAAAUACAACUUCAGACUACAACGGAUGAAUGUUGGGUUAAUAUACGACAUUGCCUGUUUAUUACGAUACCCGAUGAUAAAGACGAUGCAAUUCUUCUUCGCAAUUCAUCCACCUCUCGCUUUGUCCUCCGGGAUAUUCGCCAUAGGAAAGAGGAUGGGGAGGAGAUAUUACCUGGCGAUCGACUGAGGAUACGACCUGGCCUUAUGCAUGUAACUUUUGGAGCUGGUCUCGAGUUUUUACUUAAGGUCCUGCCUAGUAGUAUCUCGAAUACCCGCUCUCCAGUGUCUUCCGGUAUUUGCGAGUUGCUGAGCGGACCGACAACUACGGCCAAAUCGACCACCCUUCGGCGAAAGAAAACAGCCAACAGAGAUCUAACCGAUACUCUUCACUCAAACAAACGGAUCAAAUCUGAGAAUUUUCUUAUAAAAACUGUCCAGUAUGAAGCACGGCCCACAAAGCUGGAUCUUGUUGCUGAGACUGGAUUAACACACGUUUUUAAGCUCCAACGGUGUGGACGUGUUGUUGCAGCGAAGGUGUGCAGAAAGCCAGAUAUAGAGGAUGCGGUGUAUAUGUGGGAAAAUGAGAGGAAAGUUUUGCAGUCCUUGAAACAUCGUAACAUUGCACAGCUCCUCGAUUUUCAGGCUACUAACCUUACCCUAUUCCUUGAAUAUAUUGAGGGAUUGGAUCUUUCCCAGUACGCUGAUGGUGACAGAUUCUCAAUAAUCAAGGAGGAGAUGCAACUACGAGUCUGGAUAGACAUCAGUAGUGCCCUCAAGUAUAUUCAUGAAAAGGGAAUUAUACAUCAUGAUAUAAAACCUAAUAAUAUUAUACUUGGAGACCAUAAAAGAGGAGCUGUUCUCUGUGAUUUUGGGCUUUCUACCCUUGAGCAUCGCUAUAGCGAUGGAGGGUCAACUUCCUAUAUUCCGCCCGAAUUACUCCUAAAACAGAGGGGUAAACCAAGCGACAUAUGGGCUUUUGGCAUUACCAUGCUCUUUGUUUUUAGGCACAUACAGCUACCUUCUAACGGUUGGCCUAUUCGAAGGAUCACGGAGGAUUUAAAAGUCCGGAAGAAAUUCAUGGAUUGGUGGGAUCGCAUUGAUACCUUACGAAAGAAACUUCCUCGACGAAUGACUGCUCUUCGGCAAAUGCUGACUCCUGAUCCUCAACGCCGGAUUUCAGCUUCUGCCCUGUACGACGCCUUGAAUAAACAGAGAAUAGCAACUGCAACAGAAACAACAACGACGACAACAGCAAAGAAGAUUAAAAUGAAGAAGUCCUAUGUUCUUAAGCGCUGA
Messenger RNA from Trichophyton benhamiae CBS 112371, 1551 nucleotides. RefSeq lists its product as uncharacterized. The record is from RefSeq and is a predicted model, not a curated record. Gene Ontology annotation, cellular component: nucleus. Bases 1 to 1551 code for a protein of 516 amino acids. Gene Ontology annotation, biological process: mitotic DNA damage checkpoint signaling; protein phosphorylation. The transcript is spliced from 2 exons. Lineage: Eukaryota; Fungi; Ascomycota; Eurotiomycetes; Onygenales; Arthrodermataceae. Gene Ontology annotation, molecular function: protein serine/threonine kinase activity; protein binding; ATP binding.